Molecule: messenger RNA, 2201 nt
Organism: Hermetia illucens (black soldier fly)
Lineage: Eukaryota; Metazoa; Arthropoda; Insecta; Diptera; Stratiomyidae
Exons: 2
Coding region: 1-1467 (488 amino acids)
Source: RefSeq, a predicted model, not a curated record
AUGGCAAAUGACCGUCACAAAAUAUACAUCGCCAUAAUACUCUUUGGAACUGUUAUAGAUUCGAUAGUUGCAGAAAACCAAAAGGACGGCAAUGUAGGACCACGAGCGCUAUUCAGUCCACGAGUCGACUAUAAUGAAUGGAUGCCCGUAGGACGAGGAGACCCACUUAAAAAUGAUCCCACGUUUGACUACAGUCCACCCGUGUUAGAUCGAGUACAAUAUUGGGGAAAUUCGAACAAAAGCAAAGAAAAGAAAGAUAUUUUACUUUUAGGAGUAACUUCAAAACGAUCUCACAAAAAGGAGCCAAAGCACAACACAAUAAUGCGUAGAAAUUUCUUUUCACAUCUCCCAACAAGACUUAUGCCACCCCCAAUGCAAACAAUCUCGCCCUCAAUGAAACAUUCAUCGACAGAAAACUACCAUGGCGCCUAUUACCAUAAUCAUUACAACAUGCCCAGUCAAAGCUGGUCCCACAAUAGUAUAAACUACGGAGAUAGUAACGUGGAGGAGUCCAUUAACUAUGUUAGCGUAUCACGUCCAAAUAAGAAUAGUAUUCGCAACGAAUAUACCCAACACAACACACAACCCCCUAGGAAGCCAUGGUUGCACGCUUUACUUGAAAAGGAGGUAACGAAACCUACCGCGAGCAACUAUGUCAUGCAGCCUUCGAAAAGUGUGUAUGAGUCACAUCCUCCACCUUCCUUGGAACCCCUAAAUCCAGUUCCGUCCUCAACAGUCAGAACAACAACCAGCACUACCUCCACAACCUCCGAAGCUCCUUAUUUUCAACCCACUGUCCUCCCUGAAAUUAUUUCACCAACUACAGAUCCCCUGUUUGCUCACUAUGAUCAGCCACAAGGCAGUGUAGCUAGACCUAUGUACCUUAUAAUUGAGGGUCAUUCCAAAGUCAAGACGUACGGUCAAAACGACAACUCAACAGUGAGAAAACAUAUCCCGAAAAUUGUCCCAAUCAAGGCUGCAGAAGAAUCCAUUAUAAAACAUGUUGUAUCCGAAGAUGACACCGGGCAUGCCAUGGAAGUAAUGCAUUUGCAUACAACACAGCCACCAACUCCUUCUACUACUCCAAGUCCAUCUGCAAUGGGAGAUCUCUUAAGCUUGCUGGACUCCUCCUUAGGUAACUUUUUCCUUGGGGAAGAUUCAACAACAAAGAAGUCAAAAACGAAGGAAGGCUCUGACAAAACCAAAUCUGAAAAGACAGAGAAGCCUGAAAAACCCGAGGACCCUAAGGCAUCUGUAAAGAAAGAUGCGUCCGAAAAGUCAGAUAACUUUGAUAACGCAGAACGUGAAAGUCGCCAAAUUUUCGACUACGACAAUCUUCCUGAACCAAUGCUUCGGGAGGAGGAUGGAAUGCUUGCUCAUGACUUCCAGAUCACCUUGCAGCCGAAAAACGCUCAAGGGGUGACCUUCGAUACAGAGUUCGACUACCCAUCCACGGAAAUUGUUUAAUUGUGCAUCUUAUUCAAAACAAUCUUACAACUACAGCGAGCAUCCUUUUUUAAUCGAAUAAGACAAAGAUAAAUUUUGAAAUUCUUAGCUGCAGCAGGGAUUUUGACUGUGAAUCUGAUUCUGUUGGGAAAUGCUUUCAGAAAAAUAGUAACAUUCUACCGCAAUUACAGUAAUUAUACAUUAACAUAGUUUACGUUCUAGAUUUAUUGUGUAUUUAGAUGUUUUUGUAUUACCUUCGAAGAUUGUGAGUAUUCAAAAUUCUAGAUUGUUUUAGAAUUUCGAUUCAUAUAUCUUUUAACCAGAGGAUUACGUGUAGAGAUAGCAGAUGAACGGAUUGAUUUUUAAGAUAAACUUUUCGAAAUUUUGGAAUCCGAAAUUCAAUUGGUUUUAGAUAUUUAAAUGGAAUAUUUCGGUCAAUAUUUGGACACAUUUUCGAUUUUUCAAAAUAACCUCCACAUCAUGGCCAUUAGAAAUCUUUUAAUAUAAAUUAUUAUAGAUAUCACUAUUUAUUUGCAUAGUUUCUAGGAAUUUAUUUAUUUUUAUUUAUAUAUUUAUGAAGAAUUUCUAAAAAAUGACAUGUUCAUGUCCAUUGAAAAGAUGGAUGAAAUUAUUUUACCUUCCAAAAUAACACUCAUGUAGCAGUAAAUUUAACAAUAAUUGUAGUAAACCAUAAGUUAUUUAUACUUAUUUAUACAAAACCGUAAUUUAUGGGAGACAUUUUUAAAUAAAUAUGA